UGAAGUCGGAAUAGUUCAACCUGUCCCUGUGUCCAUGUACGACUAUUAUGAUCCAGGUUUUUGACUGUUAAUGAAAGCGCAGGAAUGUCAAUUAUCGAUGUUGGUGUUCUCAAUGGAUUUAGUGUGAAACAAGAUAGCCUGAUCGAACUUCAAGAUAAAGCUAAUCCAGGAAUAGCGAAGUUUGAAAUAUCUGACCGACAAGUGUAUUUGUACCUGGACAAAAUAGCCAGCACACACGCGCUUUGUUUCAAUCUGGAGUUCAAACGUGACUUUGAAGUCGGAAUAGUUCAACCUGUCCCUGUGUCCGUGUACAACUAUUAUGAUCCAGCUUCAAGAUAAAGCUAAUCCAGGAAUAGCGAAGUUUGAAAUAUCUGACCGACAAGUGUAUUUGUACCUG
This is a messenger RNA of Xenia sp. Carnegie-2017, 397 nucleotides long. Its product is annotated as complement C3-like. Bases 85 to 339 code for a protein of 84 amino acids. NCBI's taxonomy places the organism in Eukaryota, Metazoa, Cnidaria, Anthozoa, Malacalcyonacea, Xeniidae. Gene Ontology annotation, cellular component: extracellular region. The transcript has 4 exons. The record is from RefSeq and is a predicted model, not a curated record.